AGGAACGAUGCAAACAAGACUUUUUUGGAAGCCAGUACCCGUACUUCAACGAUGUUGGAACAGAUGCUUAAUGGUUACGACAAGAGACUGAGGCCAAACUUCGCAGGUAAAUAUCAGUGAUAUUGUGUGUAUUCAGGAGCCGAUCCCAGAGUAUUCGAAACCGGCCUACUGACGCAACCUCGUCACCAAGACUUUUCCCAUUAUCUAAAGGAGGAGCACUGGGGACGAGGUUAUAGUCGUUGGAAGGUUACCUCGUGUAACUGGCAACAUGUUGGAAUGAUUCACGCCCGCCAUGAUCGUAAGUGAAUGACAGCCGGGCUACAGUAAGCCCACGCACCUUUAAAGAGCCAAAGGUCAUAGUAAACCUAAGUUCGUAAGUGGAUCACUAGGCACAGUAAACCAAGUUCGCAUGUUUGUCUGGACCUCAGGUCACAGUUAGCCCAUGUUUGUCAGUGACUCACAGUGCCUCACAGUAGAUACACCCGCUUUAGUACACCACAAGUCAUGGUACAACCAUGUUUGUAUUAAAGCCUUGACCACUGAUCAAAAUACGCCUAUUUUAGUGAGUAAACUCAUUUAGUUACUUCAUUCACAGGUUCUCCAAGUGAAAUAAAAAUUUCCAUGCACGUGCUUUCACUGGUCCCGAUAAGAGAGAUCGACAUGGUAAGGGAAUCAUAUACACCACCCUUAAACGUUAUACUUCCUUCUUUAUGCCAGCUCCCGCUGGAAUAUGGUACUUUGUGAUGUACGGCAACCAUAGUCAGGGACACGCAACAGCGGUUUCCUCCCAAAUACAUUGAAAACACUUUUUAAGCUAUCCAGAAUGCUUUUAGAUCUGUAGAAAUACAUUUUAAGAGGCGCUAUAAAAUUUGUAUCUGUUUGGUCAUCCUAGGGAAGCUUGAGUCUUUUCGAAAUAACAAGGGCCUCAGUCUUAUUUUCCCGAACAUUUUAGAAGCAAUUUAACGUAUUACGAAAGUGAGAAUUUUUCUGAUUCCUCUCUCUAUCACAUUUUUGAAUCCGAAAAUUUUAGGUUUCCUUUUUUCUACGAUUUUUUUUUUAUAAUAGCCUAACCUAGGGAGUAAAAUGUGAAAAACUAAACUUCAAAAAAUCAUAGAGAAUUUAUUAGAAUAUAAGCUUCGAAAAUUGUACAUGAAUAGAACGGUCACCUAGAAAUGUUUAGCUGUCCUCAAUUAAUAGAAAAAUCUAGGCAAUAAUUAUUGUCUUCUCCAAACAUAUAUGUUACGGAAAACCGUCGUUGGGUGCCCCUGUAUAGUGUUCUUACCGGAUUAUAGAUAUUCCUUACCAAGAGAACCUUUUUUGGCUUGACCUCACCCCAUUAUUUUUAAGAAUUGACAUUUAUUUGUCACUGAGGAUUUCUGGGUGUUUCAAGAUCGAAACAGAUUGUAAUUGGCGAGUCAUCUUCAGAUGGUAGUAUUUUAUUUGUCCUUUUCUUUUCUCAUAAAAGGAAGCGAGGGCCGUCAUAUUCUUCCGUGAACAUUGGACUGAUCCUCGUCUAGCAUAUGGUCCUUCGCUGGGAAUUCCAAAGAUGAAGCUCCUUGGGAAUAUUGUUGAUCAAGUUUGGCUACCAGACACAUAUUUUGUGAACGAUUUGAGCGACACAAAGUCGAAUGAAGAUUUUUUGUUUGAACUCACUGAGAAAGGACGAAUAACGUACAGUUACAGGUCUUGUAAAAUAAUUCUACUUUACGCUCUUUGUAUAUAAAUUUAUUCAAGGGAGAAUGUUGGCUUUUGACAUUAGUCAUCCAUGUACUUAGCCCGUGUUGAAUUAUGAUAUUGUCGUAACAGGAAUUUCUACCUAUCUACUACCGUCAAAGAAAAAACAUCACUUGUUAAAUUAGUUUUCCCUUUAACAGAAAGUUGUUGUUUUCUUUUUUUGUGAUAAGAAGGGCGUCUAUUGUCAAUUGUACUUCGCCAUUCCCCUCUUGACUUUUGGCUUAAGGCCAUAGUUUAAGAUCCCUGGCUGUAGUUCCCUAUCAACUAAGUUGUAAAGUGUUUAACUGGCCGCAGGCACAAACGUCAGAUCUGCACUUCUCGUCUUUAGGAUUUUUACAGCUAGUGAAAGCGUCAACACUCCUAAGUAUUCGUGAAGAUGUUUUUAACUUGAUGUUUUUGCCUUACCGUAUUCAGGAGAACGCUUCGUUUGUACUGUCCUAUGAAUUUGCAGAAAUUCCCAAUGGAUGAGCAAAUUUGUGAAAUGGCAUUUGAAAGUUGUAAGUAUGUUUACACGGUAUUUAUACUUCAACCAUCUAUAUGAAGCAAAUUUCAAACAGUUUGGCAAAAGGUAGAGUCACAAUAUCCCAAGAAACAAUUGAAAUACGAUUGUUGCGAGUCUUCUUUAAUACACCGUUACUUUGUCCGGUGGAACAUUAAAGGAAAACCCACAUAAAUGGCACCCUUAAAGUGACUGAUUAAUGGCCCAGUUCAGACGUCGGGGGCGUGCCGUGCCGAACGGACAUUAUAUAUUUUGUUUUUAAGACAGCACGCGAGGCACAAGCAACCUCUCUGAUUCAGACGCCGCAACAAGUCGAAAAAUUCAGGAUUUACUGAUGCCUUCCCUCCUGUUUUAUCCCAAGUCCUCGUGGGGACGGCGGGUGUCCCAAAAUACAUUAAUAUAAUGGGAUAAUUUUUUUUGUGUAUCUGGACGUUUGAAUCGCUUGAUGCCGCUUAAAUGAAAUAAACGGCAGCGCUUGUCGAACUUAAUUGCUUGCCGAACUUAAUUCAAACUGGAAUUCAGACACCGUGCUUAUCCCAACUUUUGUCGAACUUAAUUCCUGAAUUUAGUUCGGCAACGGCAAUAACACGACGUCAGAAUACUAUCUAACUGGAAGAUAAUGCCUACCGUAAACCCAUAGUUACCCUUCACUUCCAACUGGUUCGUAUACACCGUCGUAAGUGGUUCAAGGAGGGCUUUUAAACGGAGGGGCUUACAAACGGAGGGGGUUAUAUCCAAGGGGGCUUAUAAACGGAGGGGGUUAUAUCCAAGGGGGCUUAUAAAUACAGGGGCUCAUAUCCGAAAGGGCUUAUAAACGGAGGGGGUUAUAUCCGAGUGGGCUUUUUCGUUUACGGGUAGAUGUGUUUAUCACUGUGGGGGGUCUUUAUAAAUGGCAGUUGACUGUAUACGUUUUUAUUUCAAUUGCCGUAGAUUCAUACGCUGUUGAAGAUAUUAUUCUCACCUGGCUUAGUCCAGACGCCCUACAAAUAGAUGGAAAGUUGCAGAUCCCUCAGUAUACUCUGGUUGCCUGGAAACAAAAACAUGAUCUUAACAAAUAUAGUACAGGUAAUUACUCCAACCCGAAAGGCAAUGAGGCAAGCUUUGAUUUUUUUCAUUUUUUUUAAUUCUCUUAUGCCCGGUGAGUUACUAUGGAUAUGUGACACAAUUAUUUGAUUUAUUAUGUAACAGGUGAAAUUUGAAUAUUGCAAAUUGUAAAAUUGUUCUUUGCAUUUUGCCGGCUUUUGGGAAAUUUUACGAGUAAAUUUUCAUAGCGGAACUCCUCGCGCGCCAAGCGUAGCCCCAUGCAUUGCUAAGAAAAUUUGGUUAUGACGUCUGCGUACGCCCGCCCGUACGUACACUACAUGUUAGCCGAUUUCAAGUGUCACAUAAGAUCUUGCACAAAUUGACACUAUCCUGUCCGCUAUAUAAGCCAUCUGUAUGAAGAUGAAUUGACAACUGUCAAAAUCAGGCAUUCGCUGACAAAUAUCACAUGGCCAUCUCCAGGGCUCAGAUGAAAGACCGGUCGUUUUGAGGUGAAGUUUUGCAUUUUAAGCACGUCGAUCGUUUCAGCGGUUAAUCGCAUGGCCGCCCGGACUUUUAGGGAGAGUCGAGGUAGAGAGGGAGAGAAAACGUGUCUUUCUUUCGACUAAAUUUUAAUGUCCACAUUAACAUGGAUAACAGGGAGAAAGCUAGAGCGAGAAAUAAAACUGAGUCCAGUUUAGUUGAAAGAAAAAAAAAGAAAAAUUUAUAGCGGCCAGCAAAGUGAAAAUGAGCGGCAGUGAAAAACCAAAGUGAACAGGAACACUAAAAUUUCCUCCAUAAGUCGAGUAACUAGGGAGUUUCUAGAAGUGUCACGUUUUGGUCGUGCAAACUGACGGCAAGGAAAUAUACAAAAGGUGUGCCGCACGUGCAAAAUAUUUGCAAAUUAGACCUAUUGUUGUUGUUGUUUAACCGUCCUCGUUGUCUUAACCGUCUCUUUAGUAUUACAUGAUUUUAUAUUUUCAUGGGGUAAACUAUAAAUAUUAAAGAGAGCUUCGCUUUUAGCCCUGGCUAAAUCUAUAUAUUGAGCCUUUAAAAAGUUGACAGAUGGAUCAUUAAGAUUAUACGUUACAUAUAUUUACCCAUUUUAUGUUAUUAUUCUUAGGGAAUUUCACUUCAUUAGCAGCAGUUUUGCAUUUCAAAAGGCAACUCGCUGCUUACUUCCUUCAAGAAUUCAUUCCGACCAUUUUGAUCGUGGCAAUCAGCUGGGUUAGUUUCUGGAUCGAUGAAAGAUCGGUGCCCGCUCGGGUGUCCCUCGGAAUCACGACAGUCCUCGCGUUAACAACGCUUAUGUUUGGAAUCCAAACCUCUAUGCCGAGAGUUGGCCACGUGAAAGCCAUCGACGUCUUUCUACUAUGUAGUUUUUUCUUUGUAUUUUCCGCCCUGAUAGAAUACGCCAUCAUCUGCACAUUAUCGAACGCACAUUCGUCAAGGGUGGAUGGUAGCUUGAAGCAACACUCACAUGUGAAAGUGAUCCCGUCUGAAAUACUUGAUGAGAACAAGAACGGGAAAAUAGCUGGCGACAAAAACGAAACGCCAAUUCAAGACUUGGCGAGAAAACAAGGUGAAAUUCAGGUAAAUAUUUCUAUUAAAUGUUGCAGCACGCUUAAUAAUUAGUCUAUCUGCUGCAGGUCAAGUAUUUGCAUUGUUCUCCUGUUGUGUCUUUUACAGAGCAGCCCGCAAUCCUAAUCUCCAGGUUGUUAUUACCCAUGCGUCGCAUGUGUUUCAGCCUGCUAGCCAGCAUUUUUUUGGACUUCCACUAAGAAUGAAUGGAAUGCACAGAACGCAAUUUGAUCACACGCGUUUCGAACUUCUACCCUCUGGCAAGUGAAACCUACGCAAAGCACCAGCGUUGAGGCAAAAGCGUUUCAGUGCGGCUUCGAUCGUUGUCGCUCGCACUCUGUAACCUUUGGUUGGUUAAGUCUUCUGUCAUAAAAAUGAACGAGAAUGACACUGUUAUGUUACAUAUCGUUAAACUACAGGCUAACCUACUAGAUACUGUUCCUGCGGGGGGAGGGGGGGCAUACUCCUUCAUAUAAGCUAUGUACGUAUGCGCUAUUCCAAACGGUGCCGUUUCGGUCUGUUGGCCAUUUUGCUCUGGAAUCGGGUAUGGGGGAAUGUUUGAAGAUAUUUGUCCUUUUAAUUCCAGAUGAAUAAGAAAGAAAGUGUAAUAUGGAAAGUCGAAAUGGAGUUUAAGAAAUCUUUUUGUUGGUGUCCUUUUGUAAGUAAUAAUGAGACAAUUUCUUAGAGGCCAGCUCUAAAAACGAGCGUGGACAGGAGACCAAGGGCUCCAGUUCCCGUGUGCAAAAUGACAUUUUUUUUGGUCUUAAUUAAGGUCAGGAUUUGGAGAACCGGCCGUUCACCAGCACCAAGAACUCCUAGGAGUACCCCCCGGGCAUUCGGUCUACAGAGCUUAAAGUGGCAGAAAGAAUCUUAAUCGCUAGGCAUAAGAUGCAAAUUCUUUUAGUCCCAUAUUUUCCUAUGCCAAUCUAAAGCACUUCAUUUUUUAUUUAGUAUUGGUUCGCAUAAAACUUGGCUUCUCUCUACCCACCACCGACUUUGACGUUUCGAUAUCUGUUUUAAGUCGAAUCUCCCCCCGGGGGGGGGGGGGGGUACUUCCCUAUAAGAGGCUAAUGGGGAUGUGCCGCUGGAUGGGGUCGCAUUUUCAAUGGAGUUACUAGAAAUGGGGUCGCACAUUUUCUUUAUUUUUGGGUAAGACAGUUCUUCAUAUUUACGAUUAGCAAAUGUACCAGAAUGCUUGUACUGUAGGUGAAAAGUAUCUGGUGAGAUAGAUUGGUAGAAUAUGAAUAGAAAAGUUACCAUAAAAGUUGGGAUGGCGAAAAUUACAUAUUUGCCCAAAAGUGACUAAGAUGCGGAAUGGACUAUAAUAGGGUAGAGGCUCUGACAGGCCAGCUUGUAUACCCAGCAAAAAUUAACCCAAUAACCUCCCCCCCCGGGCGAAUCUACCGCACGCGAGCACCCAAACUCAGACCUAAGAUUUAGUUGUCAACAAUUGAUAAUUGUGAAACCGUUAACCCAAACGACAGUCGCAGUUUACGAGAGGCGAUCGUUUACGAGAGCUUCCGAAGCCAACUAAAGUGACGGUUUGGGAAUAUUCCUAUGUCUUAGAUAGGAAGAAGAAGGAAAGGCGUGCUUUUAGUCAAUUUGCAGAUAAUAGUCCACUUUGCUUAAAUUGCUUACCUUAUUGGGGACUUGCUAUUCUGCCUCUAUUUUGGUGUGGUUCCAAUUCAAAGAAAGGAAAGAAUAAUAGAUGGUGAAUUUAUUUAUUCAAAUCCCUUGUUUACGUAGUACUUUUAAGUGCUUUAAGAUUAAGAUAAUACGAAACUUGUGUGUAGUUUCUUAAAUACUUUUUUUUGCCGUAACGUGUGCUCGAUAUGAAACACUGCAUCGCAGUUCUCAUUACCUAUUACUCUCCUUUAUUUUUCAGAGAAGAGACCACAGCGAAAAUCAUAAUUCUUCGCACUAUUUUCCACCCUGGUUUUCCAGAAAGCGCAGUUCCGGCGUUACAAAAGGAGACUCAUGGCUGUCAUUGAAUCAGCGACAGCCGUGUGACAUUGACCGGCACUGCAGAAAGUUGUUUCCAAUGGCCUACGCCUUGUUUCUGUCAAUAUACUUUGUGGUCUACUACUUUGCAGACAUUUGAGAUUGCAAUUUAUGCUAUAGCCAUAAUAUCACAAUAGUAUUACCCUACUUGAAUGACCGCGGGCCGGACAGGAAUUGCUGUAUCAUGUAUUCGCCAUCAGACUUGAUCAGAUAUAACACGGUCGGCCAGGCAACGCUUAUUUAAAAGUUGUACGCGACAGAGAAUUGUUUUAAUCUCGGUAUUACUAUUUUCCGUAUUAAACUUACAGAAUUAACGUCUUUUAAUUAUAACUAUAUCGGGGCUGCGGCGCUUGUUAAAUCCCCCCCACAAUGCGGUGCUUAAAUAAAAGAAUGUAUGGGAAGCUAGUCCCAUACAUUCUCUUAACGUUAUUCGCUAGUUUUUCCCUGUGCAUCUCUUUCUGCGCAUAACAAAAUGGCCACUCUGAAAAAGAGCAUUACUAAAAUGAAGUUAACUGAAGAGAAACGCUAUUGGAAUUUUCGCUCGCGGUUGUUUCUCGCCGAUAUGAGACUCAAUGUGUUGGGAAUGGCAAUAACGCAACCUUGUUAGAUCUUAAUCAACAACAACUCGCUCGAUCAGUUUUUCUUACAUGGUACCAUCAGAACUCAGAAGAUUAUAGAAGUUAUGAUGCUGAUAAGAACUACUGGAGAAAGUGUCAAGUUUAUCGGAAGUAAGUAUAUUCAAGAGAGUCUUAUAAACACAACGCCGAAUAGACCUGACUAUUUUCUUUUUUUUUGCAAGAAAGUCAGGCAAAAGUGUUGACCAAUCAGAGCAAACUUUAUUUCAAAACAAAAACAAACGACCUCGUUGCAUCAAGGUUGGCAAUGGGCCCUUAAAAUCGCUGUGUGAAAAAUACUGCAAUUAUCUGCUGACCACCACGCAGAGUGACCGCUUUGCCAAGUUGUGAACACUUUGUUUCUCUGUCCCAGACCUCGUCUAUCCCCCCCUGAAAUAAACCAACAUUAGAUAUACCUAAAAGUGAAAGAAGCAUUGUAUACCGUAUCCGAAAAUGGCCCAUGGAUUCCAAAUUAAAGAUCAUCAUCUACUGCUUAUCCUGAUGGACGCCACAUCUUCGUCCGCACAGCGGAAACGACUUUCUUUCUUUUUUCUUUAAUAAUUUGUUUCUUUUGUUGCCAGUCUCAGAUUGUUGUGGGACUGGUUGUUUCGGAAAGUAGGGUCCCGAGUCUUUAUUUCCUAGGCGGUAUCUUUACAAGAUAGGUAGCCCCAGCAAUUGUCUAAGGUAGAAGGAUCCUACGCCUGGUGCUAGUUAUGAGAGCCAACACUGCGGAUUAUGACAUCAGGUGCCUCCUCAACAACAUCCAUUACCCGCCCCCAUGACUUCACGUAGGGCUUUCCACGGCAAGUUCCUCGAGAUUUUCCAAAAAGUUUCGCGAGAUUUCUCAAAAAAUUGCUAAAAAAAGCUAUCAAAAGUUGCUUUUUCUAACGAAAGUUGCUCUAAAGUUGCUCAAAAAAACAAAAACUUUUUAAAGCCUGAUGCUAAAAUAUGCAAAUUGUACAACAAAAAUAAGAUUUCUAAGCAUUUUUGUGUAAUUUUGCGACGUAACCAGUGUUGCUAAAAAAACUUUGCCCUCAAUUUAAACCAAAAAAUAUAGUGAGCCAAUAAAAUUGUUGAAUGACCUUCUUCACCCGAGACACUCAAGGCAGUCGAGCAUGAAUCUUGGUCCAUCACUUUGAAUUUUCUCCAAAAACCGCUGACCUUAGCAGCCUAGCAACAUUUAUCUUGCGCCCAUGAGCAUGAUCUGCCCCAGGGGGAGGAUUUGGCUCCUCUUUUUUUUUUACAGGAAAUUCAUAGAUUGUCUACUAAGACAUUGUGAAAGAUGGAAGAAAUGCCAAUUUAAGCAGUAAAAGCUGCUCGAUGUCUUAGAAUUAGAAGAUAAGUAGAGAAAUUGCUCAGAAUGCAAAAAGUUGCUCGAAAUACGAGACGUUGCCAAAAAGUUGCAGAGCAACUUGUGGAAAGCCCUAACUUCACGUAACCCUGAUCGAGGGGCUGACCGGGUACUACACCCCGCCCACGGGUGACCCGUAGGCUAGCGGAGGGAAGGAGUUGCCUUACUUCUCCUGUUGCAUAAUUGGUGGAGGAUACCCCUACUCCACUACCGUCGGUAUAAAUCAAACAAUUUCUAAUAUCCCCGUAUACCAUGUACCUGCAUAUACCUAUGAGCCCUGCCCUAAACUGGUGUAGCCUGAGAAAGCCAAGCUAAAAUCAAUGCGCUAGAUAGAUAGGUUUCAAAUGCUUCAAUUAAAUUGGUAAGGGUAAGUAGUAUAGGAAGGAAAACAUGGUCUCCAUUUCUGUUAGGGUAACCUGACUGGUCUGUGAUGGAUGAGGUAAAAAUCUGACAAAUUCAGUCCCCUUUUGCUUCUCUCACGUACUUUUUACAGGGGCGGAUCCAGGUUUUUUUUUUAGGAGGGGGUACACUCGUCUCUUGCUCUACUUCAACACCAAUAAACCACAUAGUUUUUUUUUUGCAGAAUACCAGUUGUAUUAGAAAACCGCAGGUCAUCUCGGGGGGGGGUGCACCCCUGCACCCUCCUCCUUGAUCCGCCCCUGUUUUAAACGACUCCAUUGAAUUUUUCUCCGAUUGUUUUCGGACGUUAGACGAUCAUAAAAAAAGGGGUUCAACAAGCUGAAUCAUUUCACGUAAGUGUCGGAGUGAGCAAGCUCAGUAUUCUCAGCACGCUCCGCUUUCCACUCCUCAGACGUGGGCAGCGGUGAUUCGCCGCACAAAGGGUAAUGGGAAAGGCAGUUUUUACGUAGAGCCUUCCCAUGUGCCUUUACGUUUAUAACCUUUCCCAUCAUCCAUCAUCCUUUCCACUACACACCACAAAUGUCCCCGCCUCCUUGCGCCAUAAAUAGUGCCGAAAAUUGCUAAGCCUGUUUACGAGGUAGGACACUGACAAAAUUAGUUAACUUUGUAAAAAAAGUUUCAAAGGUUAGGGAAAAACGGUGUCCGGUCCUGGAUGAUAACAGUUUUUUGAUGUUCAGUUAAUACGAAAGCUCAAUCAAUUAUUUACUCAUUACUUAAUGCUUGGUCAACGAAGAUGGAGAAGUUUCAAGCAACGAUGUUAAUGAACCUUGUGAACAAAUAAGAAUAACGUUGUCUUUGUUUUCAGUCAGUGAUACAGGCCACUCGAAAAGAAAGGAAAUAAAAAUCAGGGCUCACUCAAGGGGAGUCGAACAUAUUGCUAGGAAUGGAAUGGUGUUAGUUGAUAAGUGACAUAAUGUAUAGGCGAAUCUUUGUUGAGAUUUCUUGCCUUAUUUACGUAGCCUUUUCAUUGUUUGAUCAAGCUAUUAAGUUUUCGUUUCUGAGUAUUGGCUGUGCCGAACCAUAUUAGUUAUCUCAGGUUAACGAGCUCUCAAAAUUUUUCAACUUAACUUGUUGAUACGACGGCGCCUUCUAUGGGUUACUUCGCUUGCUAAUGAACAAAAGUAUACACAGUGACGUCAGCAAAAGCACUUGGAAAGUACCAGUACCAGAGCCUAGUUCCUGAUAAGCCUACUAAUCAACGGUUUUAUUUUUUGCCUAUCUAAAGGUUUUUAAUUAAGAAUUAUUUUGAUUUGUGGUAAAUGAUAUUGUGAGAAAAGCUGGUAAACGUUCAAUAACAUUUUUCAAGUUUCAGUUUAAUGUUCCUAGAGAAGAAAACUUUGGGUAUAGUCUGGCCUUACCCUGGAUGAAUCUUUAAAGGUUAGAAUUGAAAGCUUAUAAAGCGAAUUAGAUCUAGUCGACUUGGAGAAUUAAGAAUCAUAAAAAGAAAAGUUACACUUGGGAUCAAAAGUCGCCUACAAUUUUAUGUCCCUUAGUUUUUUUUAUCUAAUUUCCAACAACAUUUGUGAUUUUGUGGGAUCCAAUGAAACUUUAGCCUGCGAAAACAUCCGUUUCUCCUCGCUCUUCGCCGCCGGGGACGUUUCGCAAACGUCCACAUCGACGAAGAGCGGGGAGAAACGGAUGUUUUCGCAGGCUAAUGAAACUUUAAGGGUGAUGUUACACGGGAAAGUCGUUUGGCAACGAUGAUUUUUAGCGCAACACAGCAGUAUAAUAUUGUUGGUGUCGACUCGGCGCCAUUGGUAAGUCACUUGUGUCACUGACUGAAAAUUAUUGUCAAUUCGAAGUAAAUUUUGUGAUAUUUCUUUUCAAGUCUAAUCAACAGUAAGAAACAAAAGAAAUGGCGCCCUAGCGUGCUAAGCAUUAACCUGUGUUUAAUUGAGGAGUAAUUACGCGUGCGCAGUAUCUAAACAGGUGCAAUGUCGAGCAAUGUCAGCGAUGCAAUUGCAAAAAGUUUCACCGAAAUACUACAUGAUAAACGCCAGUGAAGUUGCAUAUUUCUAACUUGGUCUGGGGAAAAGUCAAUUAUCCUAAAAAGGCCAAACCUUGUCGAAACGUCAGUCACUGUCAACAACAACAGUCCUAUUCAGGACUACGUUUACCCGGACGAUCAAACUCAACCUACUUUUGAAAUAUUAUUUAAGGAAACAAGUUCAUUCCUCUGCUCUCCCGGAGCUUACUUUAAGAAAUGAACCACAAAUUUCAACCUCCGUGGAAUUGUAGACACGAUAAUAUGUUUUUCCACCUGCUCACGGCUUCUCAAUCUUGUCAAUCUUUGAAAGCAAUUAACAGCGGGCCCUAAACAGUACCGAAAAGAUAAAUGAUUAUAUUCAGCUCAUUAGCAGAUGCUUUUCCUAACUAUCGCUUAGUUUGCGUGUGAAUCAUAUCGAGCAGCGAUUUCUUUCGUGGAAGCGGGUUAUUUUUGAAGGUACGCUAAUCUUCAAUUUACUUUUGGCGAAAUAUUUUUAAUAAUUUGUCAUCAAUUUCGAUUAUUUGCAAACUCCAAUCGAUGUAUUUCGCAAAUGUCCUAUUUCGCGUUGAAAAUAAUUUUUCUUGGCGUGGAUUCCUGUCAGUGGUUCGAUGAUUAGAUAAGAUAAAACGUAUUUGUCUUAUCACUCCACCGAUAAAAAUGAAGUAUUUAACAAGGCUAUCAAGUUGCGUGUUCUACAGGUUAUUGUGAAGAAACACAGUAGACUAUGCCAAUUAACGAUUAACUCCAUAGGCACUUUGCCUCUAACAAUUUUUCUCUGUUGCUCUAUUUUGGUGUCAAGAAACAUGGCUUAUAAGGCACAAUGUCAAUUCUUUUAGCUAAUCUGAAAUGUCACCCAUCUCCUCCACCAACCCACUUCCCUCUAAGCGGGCUGCGCCGCACUAGGAACUGUCCAAUUGAAGAGUUGGAUAGCGCUAUCCACCAGAUAAAUCGCUAUCCACUGGAUUGUGAUUUAUCCAGAGCCACAUUAAAUGACUGAAAUAUAAAACGCAACUGCUAAUAACAAUAAGGGAACACUGAAAUCACACAGAAAAUCGAAAAUUAGAUAGACAUAUCACACGAUAGACAUAAUAAGAAAAUGAAAACGGAUUGCAAUUUUUGUCUGUUAUAAAGCUGUAAUUUGGCGUCCUCUGUAUCAAGAUUGAGUAAUUUUCUUUGCUAGUGUUAUUCACCAUGCGUAGAUGGCAAAACUAAAAAAAAUUGACGAAAAUACUUUGAUGCAGUCCCUCCACAGGGGGGCGACUUUUGUAAUGUCACGUACAUGAAUCAUGAAUCGUUUGCACACAGCAUCCACAGAGUGUUAAAGAAGCAAGUUGUUCAUUGUGGGCCGGAUUAAACACAAGCCGUAAGCGUUAAAUUUGAAUUCAAAUCUGAUUUUGUAAAGCCAAAUGCUGGGAAUUAUCUUUAAUGCUUUAAAUGACUAAUUCAAAGAACUAACAAUGAAAAAAAACGUGUAAACGAGAAAAAAAAAAACAGCUUAAAAAUCCAACUAAAAACCACAUAUUUUUAACAUAAUUCUACUGGCAAGAGAAGGAUUAGCUUUUCUGUGAAAUGAUUGGACGGAACUAAUCGCUAGCGCUUGGGUGACUUAAAUAUCAUUGUCGUGAGCGAACAGAUAACCUUGGUAAGGCAGGUAAAAAAAUGCAAAUUGUUAAAACUAUCACCCGAAACGUUCGAAAACUUUCAACGUUAGUGCUUAUGCUCGCCGGAUAGAAUUACUGCUAUUUUUGUAAAGUGGUCGCGCAAUGACGUCUGACUGUGUUUCUGAAACGAUUCCUUGGAUUUAGCCUGAGAAACAUCCAACAUUUCUCGACGCCAAAGGAUUCUGCUUCGAAACUUUAACCUUCCGACUUCGGUACUGAACCUAUGUUCCAAGUUCUUUAAUUUUCACUGAUACCAUAUUGCCUGUUUUAUGAGAAAAAUGUGAACAUAUAACUUUUUCUUUUCUUGUAAACAUGCCAUUUCAUUUGUUGUUGUUGUUGCAGAUUUGGAUUUUGUAAAAAAGCUUUUGAAGAUAGAUAAAAAAAUCGUAUGAGCUAGCCUAGGCGAUAUGCUACUCUACUGAAAGUAACUUUGGGGUCAGUUUUUCUCUCUUGUGGUUCUAUCACAUGCUUUUAUCAUUUUCUCAUUAGUCUUUUUGUGUUCCAUAUCCCUUCUCUGAAAACUUUCUUCUGUGCCGACCAUCUACCGGCAGCCUCAAGAAAUUUCUUGACUUUAGUCCAGACUCACAACUUUCGGCUUCUUUUCUAGGUUAAAUGGCUGUCUUAAGCAUUCUUUUGUGGCUGUAUUUUGUCGACCAGGUCAUUUUGGAAGCAGCAGGGAAUUCAGACAGGUAGGUACAAGUUUAUUGCAGUUUAAUUCUGCAAAAAAAGGUUCAGCUUACUUAACAGCCGAUGUCAGGUUCAGGGGCGGAUCUAGGGGGAGGGUGCUGGGGGUGCGCACCCCCCUGAAAUGACCUGCGGUUUUCUAAUACAACUGGUAUUCUGCAAAAAAAUAUGUGGUUUAUUGGCGUUGAAAUAGAGCAAGAGACGAGUGCACCCCCUCCUAAAAAAAAUCCUGGAUCCGCCCCUGAGGUUAAUGAUAUUCUACGGUUAAGGAUCGGUAAGGGUUUGCUUUUAGUUUCAACGAAAAUUGAUGAUUUUAUUACUUGACUCCACCUUAUGUUGCGUACUUCAGCCGUUGCGAUACUUAAAACUUAUUGUAGCAAAGUGUUAUUCCAAUAUACCCAGUCCCUGCUAGUUUUGGCUGGAAACGAGCUCAUGCACAGAUUUCAGAAUUCCUACAAGUUUAAUGAAGCAUUAAUUCUAAUACAGUAAAUUCAGACUCUAUUUGUUAUCCCUCUAUUCAAUUCUAUUAAAUCUUCGGGUGACAAAAUGUUAUAGUAUCUGUUGCAAUUUACACGCUGGCUGCAAUGCACAGUUUAGGAGGGACAAGAAACAGGAGGUUAUUUUUCGAUCUUUUUUUGCCGGCGCACUUUGCGUAAAGUACCAUGUUUUUGCCCAGUUUUAAACUCUGCCUCCUUUUACGGAUUAUGCAGCAUCUGUUAUGGUUAUUCCAAUAAAUCUAUUUUACUUUGAUUUAACGAAAGUUACUUAAUAAGAACUGCCGUAAGAUUGAAUCAUUUCAGCUUCAGUUUGAUCUUAAGCAUAGCUGGCCAAUUUGUAGCAAUUUCAACUAGAAACUGUACACUAGCUAGCCAACCCUUUUGCUUUUCAGUGAUUUCACAAACAAAACGUUGGGAGCUCGCACUUCCAUGAUGUUAGAAAAGAUGCUGAUUGGCUAUGACAAGAGACUGCGGCCAGAUUUUGGAGGUAUAUAACUGCUAAUCUAUAUCGCUUUAAUGCAAACGUGCAGUUAAACUGAAUUUCAGCGUAAUUUAAACCAUAUUAAAAUCACUAUAAACGAUAUCUCAUUUCCAAAGAAAUUGAUGGAUGCAUGCAGUCUAUUCAAAUACGGUUUUUACUCUUGCGCUUAGAAACCGCAGUUGGCACAUGUAAUAAAAGUGAUUUUUUUGGUCUUGCUUACAGGUGCUCCAUGUAAAAUCAACAUUUCCUUGCACGUGUUGUCAAUGGUUCCCAUUAAGGAAAUCGAUAUGGUAAGUUUAUCAUCUACCUUUAAUCAAGAUACCGAGACUAUGUCCCUGUUUUUCUUUCUCGCUAGCAACUACAUUACUCGUCAAAUUUUGUUGAAAUACCAGACUAAAACUGAAGUUUUUCCACCUAACACCUUCUCAACCGACUUAUCUAUCUUUUAUCUGUGUGUACUAUUUCUUCCCUUCGCCAUUGUUGAGACUAACGUUUUUUCGCAAAUGGGUAGCAAAUAAGGUCAUGAUUCAACAUUUUAGAGGGCGUAACGUCACAAGUUUUUCAACAAAUGUAACGACUUUUGUAUCUCCAAUCAGGAAAGACAACUCUGUAUUCAGUAGAUAUUAACAUAACGAUCCUCACGUUCACGCUCUUGGCAUCACAGUUUUGCAUGUUUUUCCGCGACUAGUAACUGGUGACUUCUGUCAGUUCCGAGCUUGGCGAGUCGUACCCGUUUAAAUUUUCCAGCGCUUAGCAGCCGUUGCGUGUUUUUCACUCACGUCAUCGCUUCGAGCUUUAAUUCAGCCAGGUUAUAAGAGUUCGAAGUAGAACUUAGUGUAAACCUACAUAUUUUGUCCCAGGCCACUGCCCAAACGCACUCGGUCUUUGUUAUGGUAGAACAGUCAAACCUCCACUAACAACCAUCUCUCCACAAGGGCCACUUUCUUCUGUUCCCAAGGGGGCCAUUGUGGAGGAGUUCGACUGUAGAUGCUAGGAUGGUCACAAAUAUUUAGUUUUAUCAAGAGUGAAUAAAGUCAAUUACCAAUGAAGAAAAUAUUGAACAGCUGACGUCUCGACCACUAGCUCUUCGUCAGAAGCGAAUCCUGAUCUUAUCCAGCCAAGUCUCUAGGCAUUCUCGGCUCGGUCAAUCCUGGACUUUACCGUGAUCUUUGACGUCACCAAGAGAGUCGCCAACCCUUUCCCAGAAAAGGGACAAGAGUAGGCUGGAUCAUCCAUUUUAGGCCACAGGAUACUUUAGUGCUCUAAAAACACCAAUCUGCACAUUUAAGGCCGCUGGGUAAAAUGGUGCAUUAAUUGGAAUCUGCACAGAAUCUAUGACCAUUUACCAGCGAAGAAUGUCUCAAAGGAUAUGUCAUGAUAAGGAACGGGUGAACAUUAGUAGCCAAAGACAAGUUCAGAAGCAUACGCUUGUGACAUGUUUAGGUAUUUUGCAAUAUUUUGAACCCUUUCGUCCAGACCAAAUAUCAUUCGAGCCAAUUCUGGAAUUCCGCCUGCGCUUUUCCAUUCAUGAUCCUCUUAGCAAAUAAUGGCUUUUUUAAAUUCCAGGAGGUGACGAUCGUUAUGUUCUUCCGUCAACAUUGGCUUGAUCCUCGUCUAGCAUAUGGUUCUUCACUGGGAAUUCCAAAGAUGAGGCUCCUCGGGAACAUAGUCGAUCAAGUUUGGCUACCGAACACUUUUUUUGUAAAUGAUUUGAGCGACACAAAGCCGAGUAAAGAUUUCUUGUUUGAACUGACUGAAGAAGGACAUAUUACGUACAGUCACAGGUGCUUAGAAAUCUUUUUAACUUAAUUCUUUUCACUUGUUUUUGAAAAAGUUGACUUCUUAAAAACAAUUCCAUUGGCAUCUCUUGUCAACAAAUUAACUGUUUACUGUAGUGCUAUAAAGAAGAUACUAUUAUCACGUUUUUGUCUAAUUAUGUUCAGGAAAUCACUUCGCCUUUACUGUCCUAUGGAUUUGCGAAAAUUUCCCAUGGACCAGCAAAUUUGUGAAAUGGUAUUUGAAAGCUGUAAGUAUUUCAAUACAUACAAAACAUUACUUUUUCAUAUUUAUAUUCAGAACUGCCACAGCAAUGUGGUUGCGAUCCUCGUGGUCAGCACCAUUGUACUGAGAGUUCUGCCUGGAACCAGGAUAACACACAAACGCACUAGUUUCCCAUUUUUGUAACCGAUGGUCCGUUAUUGUUUCAAUGUCGCCCCCAGCGCCUGCAUUACCCUUAUCCAGCAGAACAGGCGAUCGGAACGAGAUUGUCUUUGUUUCAAAUUUCUGAGUCUGCGCAGAAAGCCCGAAGUCUAUGUUUUGCGGACUUCCUGCUUCGGCCUUAGACAGAACUCUCGAUCCUUGGCGCUGGUCAAUGAUCGCAACUUUAGAGACGAGAAUGCUGUAACAAUAUCGUGUGUAAGAGAAAGUGUAAUAUGAAUCCUUGCAAAUUUUACUCAGCCUUAUGCUUUUGGUUAUGUUGUACGUGCAAAAAGUUGACAGAAUCUGCAACGUGCAAGUUUAUCCUGGUAGCUUAUUUACCUUUCUUAGAUUCAUACAAUGAUGAGGAUAUCUUCUACUCCUGGCUAAAUCAAAACUCCGUACGAAUAGACAAAAAGGUUCAGAUACCUCAGUUCACGCUGUUGGAUUGGCGACAAAAAUCUUCUCUUCACGAGUAUGCUACAGGUACUGAUUCAGUCUGUAACUGUUAUCCCUGUAUGAGUUAUCACGCAUCCAGGGACUGGUCUCCCAGAGUUUUGUUUGUUUUAAUACAAGAGAGUAAUGAUUGAUGUUGUAAUAUAUUAGGGGGACUCAGCAGCUACCAUGGUAUUUGCUAUUUGGCAUAUUAAUUCCUUUGCUGUCUGUGGCUGUGUUUGUGUAUAGUGUGAGCUCGGUCUUGCGGUCACCACUUAAGAAUAAUUCAGCUCGAGGAAAAUUUGCCCAAAAUUUGAUCGAGUUGGAAAAGUCUCGAUAAAAUCUGAAAGAACGCGAAUAAACCAGGUGGCCUUAAAAAUGUUCCAAUAAAGUAUUUACCUUCAAAACGAAUCCCCGAACAUAAUGGUUAAAAAAGUGAACUUUCAUGUCCCGGGUUCAACUCUGCCGCGAGAGUAAAAUAAUCAGGGGCACCCUAGCAUUGUUAAACGUAUUUUGGUAUUUAAACGGUAGAUAUAGGCAUAUUUUUAUCCCCCAAAAAUUUUUCAUCUGUUCGGAUUUCCUAGCUGAAAGUCUAGUGAUCCGAAAAUUAUAGGGAUCAAAACUUACCUUUUCAAAAAUUUCAGCCAGAAAAAGGGCUCCCGGAAAUUCUAGGUGACCUUUUUAGGGUAAAAAUCCGUUAAAAAUAGGCAAUUAUACCAUAUUUUAGAUGUUCGAAAAUCCUAGGAGAAGCAGGCAAGCAAGAAAUUUUACAACAAAUGUUCCGAAAAUUCUAGAUCUCAAAUCGUCCUCCGAACAGAUAUUUUCCCGAAAAUUGUCGUUGGGUGCCCCUGAAUGAUUAUAAUCAUUGCCCGUUUGCCCUGCAAAAUAUUAAUAAUGGUUUUAUUUAUCUUCGUUUAAGGGAAUUUCAGUACACUGGCAGCAGUUUUCCGUUUCAAGAGACAACUAGGUUUCUACCUUCUUCAAGAAUUUAUUCCGACCAUUUUGAUCGUGGCACUAAGCUGGGUUAGCUUCUGGAUCGAUAAAAGAUCGGUACCCGCUCGAGUGUCCCUCGGAAUCACGACAGUCCUCGCCUUGACGACGCUUAUGUUUGGGAUCCAAGCCUCCCUGCCAAGAGUUGGUCACGUGAAAGCAAUUGAUGUGUUUUUGCUGGGUAGUUUCAUCUUCGUAUUUGCCGCUUUGGUGGAGUAUGCUAUCAUUUGCACAUUCUCCAAUUUGUUUUCGUCUGGAGCAAAUCCAAAUCUAAAGGGGUAUUUUCAAAGAAGAGUUAUACCGACCAUGAUAUUUGAGGAAAACGAAAACUUGGAAAUAACUAGUGGAGAAAGCGAUACGUUCCAUCAAGUCUUUGAACGAAAACAAGUAGAAUUUCAGGUGAAUGUUUUAUUAUUUUUGGAGUUGCUGCGCGAGUUACUUGGUAAGACGGUUCCAAUAGGGUUCUUCCAUCCCUUCACCCCGACCCAAAUUUUAGCGCAAUCCCCUUAUUGCGACCCAAACUUUCGCGCAAUCCCGUCAUCCCGACCCAAUUUUUCGCGAAUUCAAGUUAUCUCGACCCAAAUUUUCGCGCAAUCCCGUCAUUCCGAACCAAAAUUUUCGCGCAAUCCCGUUAUCCCGAUGGCUAUUUUGGACACACCACUAUACGUGGAACCUAAAAAUCUGCAAUUUCCACCCCUAAGCGAGACAAAGAGCAUCCCCGUCACUUUUAUUUGGGAGUUCCCUUUCCACCCCCGGGAGAUAGCAGCUGAGGAAUGAAAUUCGAGGCUGACCACUGAGAUUAUCAUUAGCAUCAUCAUAAAACCCUGUCCCUAAAGUUCUAACUUUUUUUACUGUCAUUUGGUUUGUAGAAAAGAAGUCAUAACGCAAAACACGAUUCUCUCUUGAGUAAUUUAUCAUCACGAUUUUCCGGAAAGCUUAAUUCCGACGUCAAUACAGGGCAAGCGUCCGUGCACCAGCGACAGCGGUGUGACAUUGACCAACAUUGCAGAAAGUUGUUUCCAAUGGCCUACGUCUUAUUUUUGUCAAUAUACUUUGUAGUUUACUAUUUUGCAGACUUUUAA
Messenger RNA from Porites lobata, 19233 nucleotides. Lineage: Eukaryota; Metazoa; Cnidaria; Anthozoa; Scleractinia; Poritidae. The record is from the annotation of a GenBank genome assembly.